This is a messenger RNA of Cladocopium goreaui, 942 nucleotides long. NCBI's taxonomy places the organism in Eukaryota, Dinophyceae, Suessiales, Symbiodiniaceae. The record is from the annotation of a GenBank genome assembly.
ACCGCCCAUCGCGCCAUGGUCUUUCAUCGUUUGGCGUCGGAGGCGGCAUUUGCGCGCAGAACUGGAUUUGCCUCCAUAGAUGAUUUGCGGCAGUUGGGGCCACCCAGUGGUGCUGACGCCACGCGUUUUUUUGAUGCUGGAGGAGAAGUUGCUGGAACCGGCCCAAGAAUCCGUCUCCGAGGAGGCGGAUGCUCGAGCACAGGCAACUGCCAACGAGACCUUGCCUCGCAUCGAGGGUGACCAGUUGUCCCUGUCAGGGGAACCCACACGAGGUGAAGCGACACAAGUGAUAAAGUCUUGUCUUCAAAGUUCGUUGGCGCUCAAACAGGCGCUACAAGACGAGUCGAUCGACCCUUACGAGAUGAAGAGCAUCCUCAAGAGCCUUGGGCAUUGCUCGGAGGGAGGUUCCCAGAUGAUACAAAAACUCUUUGUCCAAGAGGAGUCUCCGUUCUCCUUCCACGGCCAGUUGCCGGGAGAUUCCAACAAGAAGAUCCUCACGAUGAAGCCCUGGGAGGACGCCAACAGCGCAUGUACUUCUCUGAGUGAGAAGGCUGAAAGCGUUGGCUCUACGCCGAGCGAAGCGGCGCACUUGAUGACUGAGGCAGGGCAUUGCUUGGCCAAGUUGGGGAAGGCGAUGGUUUCGACGCCUCUGCGCCUUGGCAGCGCACCGCUUGUGAUGGCGAUGCCGCUGCAGGAACACGCAUGGAAGCGCCGCCAACGUCGCCAAUGCUACGAGUUUCUGUGAGGCUUUGUUGUGCUUGGUUUUCGCCCCCGGUGACAGUGUGUCACUGCAAAGACGGGCGAACUUUAGGACUGCUCUUCAAUUUGGGCACUUGGAAAAUUCACUGAAACCGCCAGCAGGAUGCUGAAUGGUGAUCAUUUCCCAAAGAUUGCCAGGGGUUUUAUAGUACGUCAACUGGAGGUUUGGUUGGAGCUGAAAAA